Molecule: messenger RNA, 900 nt
Organism: Leptopilina heterotoma
Lineage: Eukaryota; Metazoa; Arthropoda; Insecta; Hymenoptera; Figitidae
Exons: 3
Coding region: 91-690 (199 amino acids)
Source: RefSeq, a predicted model, not a curated record
UGUAUACAAGGAAGUAAAUAAUUAAUUUAGUGCAACUCGUUGAAGAGUUGAUAUCAUCGAAAGAAAAGAUUUUAUACUGAAACGAAUAAAAUGGAGUUAAAAAAAUUUGUCAUUUUUUUACUAUUAACAUUAACAAUAAUUUAUCACAGUGAAGGUUUAUCGGCUGGUUUAAAGACAAAUUUCGAUAUUUGUGGAUUUAAAUGUGGAUUAGGAGUUAAUGGCGCAAUUCCUAAUGCUUGUCAAUUUUCAAGACCUCCACCACAGCCCCCACGACCACUACUACGACCACUAUCUCCUCCAAUGCAAUCCAGAAAUCUAGGAGGAUGUUCACCCUGUUCAUCAAAAAUGUCACAAUUAUCUCAGAAAUUUAACAAUUUCUUAAGAAAAAAGGAAAUGUUUCUAAAACAGCUAUUCACCAAAUUUCAACCAAGACCUACAUGUCAACCAUCGUGUCCUCUAUUAUCAGUAAACUUAACGCCGACUAUUCAAAAAAUAAGAACGCCAAGUAAAACAACACAAUUAUCCUGUAAAUGUACAUCACAAAAACCUCAAGUUCGAAGUCGACCAAGCCAACCUUCCUGUAAUUGUCCACGACAGAACCCUCAAAUUCGAAUUGCACCUCGUCCAACCUGUGAUUAUACAGAAGAAUGCAGUGAAAAUUUAGACAAUAAUUUACGUUCAGUGGAUUAAUAUUGACUUUCAAUUACAUCACAUUUGGUUCAGCAGUAUUUAAUAAAAUAAUAUUAAAAACUAACAAUUGAAUUAAUUUCUUACAAUAUUAUUCUAAAGAAAUCGAAAAAAAUGUCAGGGUUCCUACCAAAAAUCUAUUUCAAAAUUUCAGGUUGAAAUUUCCUUGAAAUUUUGGAUAUAAUUUUUAUUUUAUUUAAAUUAAUUUUUAAA